Molecule: messenger RNA, 417 nt
Organism: Hibiscus syriacus
Lineage: Eukaryota; Viridiplantae; Streptophyta; Magnoliopsida; Malvales; Malvaceae
Exons: 2
Coding region: 1-417 (138 amino acids)
Source: RefSeq, a predicted model, not a curated record
AUGACGGGGUGCAAAAUUGUAGCAACACCUAUGAAUUUGAAUGAAAAGUUGAAGAAUGAUGAUGGUACUAAAGCAACAGAUGCAAGGAGCUUUAGAAGUCUAGUUGGAGGCUUGGUUUACUUGACUAAUACGCUGUCGGACAUUUCUUUUGUUGUUGGAGUUAUUUCAAUGUUCAUGCACUGUCCAUCAAGGUAUCAUUUUGGCGCUGCAAAAAGAGUCUUACAGUAUAUUGCCGGAACUCUUGAUUUUGGACUAUGGUAUGAAAAUAUUUCAAAGUUCAAUUUGAGUGGUUAUACAAUUAAUGACUGGGCUGGAUGUUUGGAGGAUAGAAGAAGCACAUCAGCUAUAACACCUCUGUCUUCAUCAGAAGCUGAAUAUAAAGCUGCAACUUCACCAGCUUGUCAAGCUCAUGGUUAA